Molecule: messenger RNA, 4521 nt
Organism: Penicillium roqueforti
Lineage: Eukaryota; Fungi; Ascomycota; Eurotiomycetes; Eurotiales; Aspergillaceae
Product: exoribonuclease II
Exons: 7
Coding region: 1-4521 (1506 amino acids)
Biological process (GO): regulation of DNA-templated transcription
Cellular component (GO): nucleus
Molecular function (GO): transcription cis-regulatory region binding; RNA nuclease activity; RNA binding
Source: RefSeq, a predicted model, not a curated record
AUGGAGAGAUCAAACCCGGCUCUCAGUCAAUCUAGCACAUAUGGCCAAGCUUGCACGCAUUGCUACAAGGCAAAGAGCCGAUGUGUGCGUACCCCAAACGGCGAUAAGUGUGAAAGAUGUCUCCGUCUCAAGAAAAGGUGUCAGCCAUCAGAGUCGGUUCGCAGACGCAAUGCUCAGGCAGCCGGAUCGUCUGAUUCGCGCAUCGCUCGGCUGGAAGACAAGAUGGAGAUAUUAUUAUCUGCAAUGCAGUCAUUUGUUUCCCAGGGGGCUUCGGGGACUUCCGCCAAUGUACCUGAGCCACUUCAACCAGCUCUCUCCCUCGACGGAAACAUUAUUUCAUCAUCCACGUCUCAUUCGAAUGGAACCUUGGUAAACACCAGCGCUGGGCUGAAUAUCAGUGAGGGGCCGACGUUUGCGACGGACUCGAUCGUCACAACACCACCGAAUCUGACCCAAGAAGAUGAGCGUCUCGAUUUCUUCCGAUCCCGAAUGCUGCCAUGUUUUCCUUUCAUCGAUUUUACCCCAGACAUGACAAACUCGUAUCUGCGCCAAAACAGGCCUUUCUUACUUCAAGCCAUCCACACUGUUACCAUAUUCUCGACGCAAGAAAGACUGGGUCAAAUUGAGGAGCUGAAGCGUAUCCUAUUCACGUCUGCUUUGCGCGAAGUCCAGUCUAAUAUCGACUUGCUCCUUGGAUUACUGACUUACCUAGCAUGGAGUACCGACGCCUUUCUUGGCAGAGCGGAUCUUGUCUCUCGCCUAAUGAUGCUCGCCAUUUCAAUAGUAUAUGAUUUGCGGUUGUUCAAACCAUCCUCUCCAGACGUGAAAGCCAUUAUGUCUCUUACCCAAGGGCAGGCUGAAGAACCUCACAGCCCUAACGAUCAAUUGCCUGACGGCUUUUUGGAAAGACAGAGGGCAUUACUAGCGUGUUUUAUUUUGAGCUCCAAUGUUUCGUCACAUCUCGGUCGUCAAGACGCUAUACGAUGGACGCCUCAGAUGGAAGAGGCGCUUCGGGUCAUCACACUAACCAAGUCAUGCCCUGCGGAUGAAUUAUUUGUCUUUCAAGUACACUUGCAGCUGUUAAAGCAAAAAGCGGAUUAUGUUCGACAACAGGACGAGAUAGGUGGUACUCGUACAGGAACAGCUCCUGCAGCGGCCUCAGCUCCUCGUUUCUUCUAUCUCAAGACUUUACGAACACAGCUGCAUGACUUAAAAUCUUCAUUUCCCCCAGAUCUCUACCAUAUAGACAUCCUCAAUACACACGCUCAAUACGUCGAAUUAUACAUAAAUCAACUAGUUUUCGAGCCACCGGCGCAUUCAUUAUGCGCAAGCUCUGGCAAUGGCACUUACAAGAAUAAGGGCUUUGCAGAAGCUGACUGGUGCAAAUUUGUCACCUGUGCUCUGCACAUGGCGACACAACCGCGUAGAAUUAGUGAACAGAAAACAGCUGAUCCAGACGAGCCGCCCCCAAGAGUUCCUAUCGAUGGCAAUAUCCUCCUUCGGUCCCAAUUCGAAUUACAUGGAGACAUUCGAGAGUACCUGAAGAAAUGGCAGGAUAGCAACCCCAAUGAUUUGGACCCGGUGCGCCGAUCCGACUCCAAGAAUCGGCCAUUGGAAAUACCUGGUAAAUCGAUUGGCACAAUGCCUAACGGCCGAGACAUAAUCGAUGCUUGGGGUGACCCGAACAGGUUUAACCAAGAGGCUAUGGACAAAGAUGAAUUUGAAGGUGAACACCUCGAACAGGGCGAUUUAAUCGCCCGGUUGAACGCGGACGGGGUGUUCAAUUACGGAAUCUACGUGCGGUCUGUUCACAAACAGAAACAGUUCUACAAUGGCAACGGGAAUUGGCGCAUUUGCUCCAACACGGAGCUUGACUAUGUUAUCAAAGGAUUUGCACCUACCGAACUUGUCGAGCCCCUCACGCCAUGGUUCCCGGAUAACGAGGCUAUCGCAUGUCAAGAUAUUCAACUGACCCCCGAGGGAGGUCUUCCAAGGCCACUGGGCGCUCCUCUUCUGAGGAUGAUGAGCAACUUCAAGACUCAUGUUUUGAAAUUCUAUAGAGAAAAUUCCCAGAUACUGGAUGAUCUUCAUGAUAAGGUGGCAGACGAUACCGAAGUUCUAUGCUUGAGCCUUGAAAAUUUGACAACAACUGCUCUUGGCAUUGAGGAAUCGGAGCUGACUAGUGUCAACAUGUUUGCUGUCCAUCAAGCUGUUCGCCGGCAUCCUUUUCUCAUCGAAAAAGAUGGCAGCUCCUUGUUCAGCCGGAUGUAUAUCGUGCAGCCAAAACGGAUCGCCAAUAUUGUCAAACAGGUCGUUGACUGGACUCAUGAACACCAAGAACAUUGUGUUCGUGCCACAAUGCGCAAAGACACGCAGGGAUCUAAAGACCACCCUAUGAACCGGUUCAUCACUAAAGCACAGCGGUUGAUUCGCCUUAGCAGAAGGCUCCGCUCUCCGACUAUUAUGUCCAGCGUGGGACCAUCCUCCAACAGGUAUUCGCCUGGUCAGGAUGGAAACCCGCUAGUGUUCCGAGAACUUCCUACCGAGAAAUUUACUGCAGAUGACCAAAUGAUCAUUGAAUAUCUGCAGCUGUACUCGGUCCCUUCCAUUGUCAUGCCAUCGGGCACUCUGAGAUCAACAGCAACACAUAUCAUGCGUGCCACCGGGAUGUAUAAUACUCUUGGUCUGAGUGAGGCUUCAACCCGUCUUUUAUUGCAGGAGAUCGGCAUCAUAGCGCCUUGGGAGAACCUUUUACCCCUUGACCAGUAUCUGAUGCUUCCUGGACAUGGGAUAUCCCUCGCAAGGGACAUGGAGUGGGAAGAGAUUGAGGAAUCUUGCAGCAAGCUCACUGCCGACCAGUUGCAGGAUUCCAUGCAACAUCUGAGAAAGGAUUGGGGAGAUCUCCCAGUUUACUGUGUGGAUGAUGUGACGGCGCAGGAAAUUGAUGACGGUAUAUCGCUGGAGCCCGUGCCAGGAUCUCGUAACACUUUCUGGGUGCAUGUCCACGUUGCCAAUCCGACAGCCUUUAUUAAAAAUGACAACCCUAUCAUUCAGUAUGCAGCUUCUCGACUCUUCACCACCUACAUCCCGGAACGCACCUAUCCCAUGCUUCCCAAAGCUCUCACUGAACCCCACUUCAGUUUGGCAGCUGGUCGGCCGGUACUCACAUUCAGUGCGAAGAUGAAUCUUCGAGGAGAGAUCUUGGAUAGUGAAAUCAAAAACGGCACAAUUCACAAUGUCAUCAACAUCACUCACAAAACACUGCGCGACUUCUUCGACCCCGAUUCUGAAGAACAGUCGGAAUCAUUCACCAUCGGUGGCAAGUUCACCGAACCAUCAAUACCUGAGGGUAAAACUAUCCAACAAGGCCUGCGGCCCGAGGACAAAGAUAGAUUCCACAUCAUGCGUCAACUCAUGCUCGCAUUCCGCCAGACCCGUCGAAAGAAUGGUGCCAUGGACCUCACUCCUCUUAGCCCAGAUCUUUCUAUCUCAGUCCAGUCAGGCGACGCCCCGAUGCCGCCAUACGAUUUACAAUCCACAACCGGACGCCACUAUCUCGGUGACCCAGUCAUCCGGCUCGAUGUGCAAUCCUAUGAUCCAUACGACGUUCGCGACCAAUCCCGGGACAAUCUAGUCUCCCUGAUCAUGAAUCUGGCCGGGCACAUCUCCGGUCAAUUCUGUGCCGCACGCAACAUCCCCGUUGUCUACGACGGCACGUGGUACGACCCGGAGUACGGACGCGUGACCAACAAAAACUUGUCCAAUUUCGGCGGUGAGGGUUUCUAUGAGCUCAGCGUACCGUUGGCCUACUCCUCUACAGUCCCAACUAAGCAUCACACCCUGGGCUUGGAUACGUACGUCAAGAGCACCAGUCCGCUGCGCCGGUACACGGAUGUUAUUGCGCACUACCAGAUCGAGGCAGCAUUGCGUUUCGAGCAUGAACACGGCCGUCAGUUUGACGCUCUUGUUGAUAGUCCAGAUUCUACAGAGAUCGAUCUAGUGGAGACGGACCUAGCAGAGACGGACCCAGCAGAGACCGAUCUAGCAAAAGCCGAUCUAGCAGAGACUCCUACUGAAAUCACCACCAAUGACACAAACACCAUUCCCAUCUCUCUCCUCCCCUUCUCCAAAUCUGACAUCGACGCUCACCUUAUCUACUCUCAACCCCUGCGCACACGUCUCAGAAACCUCGACAAAUACUCCGCACAACAUUGGGCUUGCAUGCUCCUCUUCCGUGCAUUCUACUUCUCCGAGUGCAAUCUCCCCGUCACAUUCCCAUGUCUGCUACGCACCCCGCGUACCAGGCCUAGACAUUUGGACGAGGAGUAUUCCGGCGUCAUCACCAGUCUUGGCGUGAACUGCUCCGUCACCAUCCCUCCGGAUUUCCCAGAUAAAGAUAAGCUGGAUAUCUUCUGCACGGUCGAAGCUCAUAUCACGGCUGUCGAUAUGGCCUCUCUACAGGUGACUAUGGAGGCGACUAGUUUUGUGAAGCCGUUCGAGAGGAAGGGUGAGUGGGCUUGA